Stylophora pistillata is the source of this 4354-nucleotide messenger RNA. RefSeq names its product adenylate cyclase type 3-like. The record is from RefSeq and is a predicted model, not a curated record. Gene Ontology annotation, cellular component: plasma membrane. Gene Ontology annotation, biological process: adenylate cyclase-activating G protein-coupled receptor signaling pathway; cAMP biosynthetic process; intracellular signal transduction. Gene Ontology annotation, molecular function: adenylate cyclase activity. Lineage: Eukaryota; Metazoa; Cnidaria; Anthozoa; Scleractinia; Pocilloporidae.
UGAGAGUCUGUGUAAACUCGAUUGAUUGCCGCACAUAAAAAGAUACGAUGAAGGUCCGCCACGAGCUGGUAAUUUGCGGUAAAAGUGGUCGAUAAAAGGGUGACAAAAACCAUAAAAAACCAUGAAGAAAAAUGGAGCAACGGCGAGAGUGACGCCUGCAUUUGUGAAAUGGAGCGAUGAAACUGAAAAUAACAUUAACGGGCUUGAAACUAGCAAAGGACGAAGGAAAUCUCGCUCAGAGGAAGGAGAAAAUUCAGGAACUCCUACUUCCUUUAAAACGAUAAACACAAGAACUUACGAUUGGGAUAGAACUAUUUCUGAAACGAAGAUCAGUACGUCAAAUGUUAAGGUUGCUUUCGCUAAAGAUAGCAGCUCUUACAACAACACGCAGUCGAGUAAAAUGCGCAUGAUUUUGGCAUCAGUUGGCAAAUUGAUGUGUUUGCCUUCUUGUUUCAGAGUACAAUUCUCGUCUCGCCAACUGGAAGAGAUUUACCAACGUUACUACUGCCGGCAGAAGCUGGACAGGAUUUUGUAUAUAAUUUUACUGGAUUUUGUGGUCAAUUUGUGUUUAAUCACGAUGUAUUCGGUGGUUUUUACCAAAUCGAACCGGACACAAGUGAAUCGAAUCAUAGUCACUUCUACCUUCUGCGCGCUUAACCUCUCGUUCAUCAUUCUACAUUUUUUGAAGCUGUUUCCCGCUCGAGUUUUUAAAUUCCUGCCCUAUAUUGUAUGGUUCACAGUGUUCUUCCAGUUACAAGUGGAUUUGGCCAUAGGUUAUUAUCCUCUUGUGCCAAGCGAUUCCGUUGGGAUGUUCCUCUUUUUUAUGUUUAUAACAAAUGUUAUGCUACCCGCCAGUUUACCUCUGUGUGCUGCCAUGUCGCUCCUGGUUGCUGUGGGACAUAUUACCAUAACCAGUAUUCGUGCUACACAAAAUCGAGAGUAUUUUGGAAGGCAGAUGGGGGCGAACAUUUUGUUGUUCGUCUGCAGCAAUAUUAUUGGUGCUAUAGAUUUUUAUAUCGCUGACAAAAGACAAAGAAGAUCUGUUCUGGAAACCAGGCAGUCAUUAGAAGUGAAAAUCGCCUUAGAAUCGGAAAAUCGACAACAGAGGCGAUUACUUCACUCUGUCCUUCCGAAACAUGUGGCCACAGAAAUGGUAAAUGACCUUGAACAUGAUGGGACAUUUUUGAAAGAUGGAGCAUUUAACAAACUGUUUCUCAAACGCCAUCAGGAGUGCAGUAUCCUCUUUGCUGACAUCGUUGGGUUCACGGAACUUUCCUCUAAAUGUACAGCAGAAGAGUUAAUUAUCACACUCAACGAAUUGUUUGCUAACUUCGACAAGAUUGGGACAAAAAACAGCUGUCAACGAAUUAAAAUUCUUGGAGAUUGUUACUAUUGCAUCGCGGGCCUGGAUGACAACAAAAAGCAUGCGCAAUGUGCUGUUGAAAUGGGACGUGACAUGAUAAGUCACAUUGCUAAGGUCAGGCGGCAAACCGGCGUGAAAACUCUGGACAUGCGCGUCGGAGUCCAUACAGGAUCUGUGCUCGCUGGAGUCCUGGGAAAGAUCAAGUGGCAGUUUGAUGCUUGGUCAAAUGACGUCACAUUGGCUAACAGCAUGGAAUCCGGAGGAAUACCCGGUCGUGUUCACAUAUCAGAGUCCACAUACAACUGCGUUAAACUGGAUUACGAUGUCGAGCCGGGUGAGGGUCACACUAGAAACGACUUCAUUAAAGAACAAGGAGUUAAAACGUUCUUGAUUGUGAGAAGAAAAAGUGAAGACGGGAAUAAACCAGCAUCAUCCCAAAGCCAGGAAAGCGUGGACGCUAUGUGGCUGACUGACCCUUCUUCAAAAGAAAAAAGACGAACCUCGUCACCAAUAGUGGAGCUUAUAACGGGAGAUAAAGAACAUAUCAUUAACAGAAAAGAGAUGGAGUUCAGAAGAGUUUCUCUUUUUGAUGAGGAAGAGUCGGAAAAGUCAGACUCCUCUACUACAACAAGUGAAAAAAAUCUAAACAUACUGCUGUCAGACGUUCUUGACGAUCGAGCAGGAGGCGUCAAGGAGAAGAUGAAUCCUUUUACUUUGCGAUUUCUGGAAAGUGAUUGUGAGUUUCAGUAUACUCUGGAGAAACAGGAGAUGAGUGGAGAGUCACUGUUUUGCCUCUGCAUUGUAAUCGUCUUCUGUUUCUUUGUAGAACUCGCAAUUUUACCAAGAUCUUUACGAAACUAUUUGACGUUUUCCUUGGGAUUUCUGUUCCUGGCUAUUCCUACGGUAAUAACAGCUGCUGUCAGUUUCCCAAAGUGUUUUCCCCGGUUUCUAGUAGACCUCUCAAAGAUCCUCGAUGGUAGUAAACCAGCUCGAACACUUAUCGCUGCUUUAAGCGUAUCCGUAUUGGCUGGAACAGAAUUGAUUGACAUGCUUGCUUGUACAGCAACGAAACUGGACGAAACAAAGGAUGAGCUGAGAAUCAACAGAUCAGAGUAUCUUAAUCCUUCAAGUCCGUCAUGUGAAUAUCCUCAGUAUUUUUCCUACAAUGGUAUCCUGAUUCUAGUGGGGAUCUCGGUUCUAGUCCAACUUAGCCAUUCACUAAAGUUUUUAUUGACACUGGGUGUCUUACUCGCCUAUUGCAUCAUCAACAUCUUUACUAAACAGGAGAUUUACGAUAACUAUGACGCCUAUGUGCACCCUGUCAAUACAAACACGUCGUUCGUUCCAAAGAAGUAUUUUUCGUCUGUCAUCAUGGUGCUCUGUUUUUGUAUCCUCGCCCUUCAUAGCCGACAAGCUGAACGAACUGCACGUCUGUUGUUCUUAUGGAAAAUGGAGGCCUUUGAAAAGAAAACAGAAGUGGAGAAAAUCAGGGAAAGAAAUCAAAAGUUAGUGAACAACAUUUUACCUGAGCAUGUGGCGGAUUAUUUUCUUCAACAUCAGAAUAAAGACGAAACGGACCUAUACAGCCAGUCAUACAAGUACGUGACAGUAAUGUUUGCUUCAAUUCCAAACUUUGAUGAAUUUUACUCUGAAGAUCAAAUCAACGACGGCGGAAAGGAAUGCAUCAGGUUCUUGAACGAAAUCAUAAAUGAUUUUGACGAGGUUUUGUCAGAGGCUAGGUUUCGAACUAUUGAGAAAAUCAAAACGAUCAAGAGCACGUAUAUGGCGGCAGCUGGACUCAAACCAGAAUGUGAGUCUCAAUACAGUGAGAACUGGGAACAAGUUGUAUCGGUGGUCGAUUUUGCACUUGCAUUGAAAGACAAACUGGAUUCUAUCAACGCAGAAUGCUUCAAUCAAUUUGUCCUAAGAGUGGGAAUCUGUCAAGGGCCUGUUGUAGCCGGAGUAAUUGGCGCCAAAAAGCCGCACUAAGACAUUUGGGGCAACACGGUUAAUGUGGCCAGCAGGAUGGAAAGUACUGGAAAAGCUGGUUAUAUGCAGGUCACAGAGCAGACGUACGACAUUCUAAAGGACAAGGGCUUCAAAUUCAUCUACCGCGGACCUGUAAAAGUCAAAGGAAAAGGAAGGCUGGUUACGUAUUAUCUCACUGGAAGAGAGGCUAAGGCAAAGAGAGUGUACCUUGACUUGCCAAAUACGGUGGCAAUUUAACGUGCCUUUUGAGGCUGCGUGCUUAAUGUCGCGUCUGGUCUCGUACUCAGACCUUGCGCGGCCAAGCAGUUGUAUUUCAGUUCCAGUUACAGUUCUGGCCCAGUUUGUUCGAAGAGCGGAUAACCCUAUCCAACGGAUAAAUCCCUAUCCAGCGAAUAAGUGAUAGAGAAAUGUACUGCACUAUCCACCGGAUAGAGAUUUAUCCAGCGGAUAGCGUCAUGCGCCCUUCGAACAAACGGGGCCUGAUAAGGACUGCGAAUAGUCCUGAAAAAUUUUGGCGUUUAAGUAAAACCCGUUAGGGGGCUGUGACAUUCGAUCUUUGAGCUGUAGUUUGAAUUUCUUUGCAAGUAAGAUCUCUGAGGAGGGUACGAGGGAUGGAGGGGGCUGAAACCUCCCUUGCACAAAGAGCAUUUUUACUCUCCCCAGACUUCUCGUGCCAAGUGAACGAAGCUGAUGACUCAGUGGUCGAAAAUGAAAAAUUAACUCUAUGUUUUUAAAAAAUUGGUUGCCAGGAAUUCAUCCGCUGCAUACUGUAGAAAUAUAAAUAUCAACAAGAGUUGAAUAGAAGCUCACAGGAUCAGACGUAGCCGACUGGUUUAUUAAUGAAUACUAUUUUGUAAAAAAUGGGUUUUUAUCUCCGGAUUUGAAUUUGUAUAAUAUGUAUGUAAUAAACCAAUAUUUGCCGUUACAUAAAGUGUACGUAGAGCCACUGACCGGAAUCAGCUGGCGUUCCUAAUGAAGGUCAUUAAAACUUUGUGAAUUUGA